Messenger RNA from Micromonas pusilla CCMP1545, 3759 nucleotides. RefSeq lists its product as uncharacterized. Lineage: Eukaryota; Viridiplantae; Chlorophyta; Mamiellophyceae; Mamiellales; Mamiellaceae. The transcript has 2 exons. Bases 1 to 3759 code for a protein of 1252 amino acids. The record is from RefSeq and is a predicted model, not a curated record.
AUGAGCGCGGACCCGCCGCCGCCGGAGAAGCCGGCGGCGCCGAAGAAGAUCCCGCUGUCGAACGCGCCGGCCGCGCCGACGGAGACCGAGGUCGCGAAGACGCCCGCGCCUCCUCCCGCGUCGUCGUCGGGGGCGAAGAAUCCGAUCCUCCACCAAUCCAACAAAUCGCCCCCCGGGACGAAGACGCCGCGCACGCCGCACACGCCAGCCCCAGGGUCCUCCGCGAUGCCGCAACCGCGGCCUCCUCACCCCCGCCCCGACGGCCCGAUGACGCUCACCGAGCUCGCGGUCCCGCUCCGGUCGCGGAUAUGGGACCUCACCGACGGCCGGCUCGUGAACGGCGAGUGGACGCGAUACGAUUGGAAGCCGAACGGGGACCUGAAGAUCCUCGAGCCGUUCGGCGGCACCGUCGCGGAGUUCGAGACGGCGAUGCGCACGGAGCUCGACCUCCCGGAGCGCGAGGCCCCCGGGGUGCAGUUCAUCAAGAUGAUCGCGGAGCACGAGAAGUACAGGGACGCGCACAGUAACGCGACGAGGUCCGCGCCCGUGGUUGGAUUAUUCGGCGGCUCGCUCACGGGGGUCACCGCGCAGAUGUGGGAAGUGCAGGACACGGAGGGACGCACGCGUCGGGAGUUCUCGGACGGGAGAGACGCGGAGGCGUACGUGCGGAAAAACGUGGAGAUCAAGGUGACGAAGAUGACGAACAAGAUCAAGGCUGCGGCGGCGUUCACGAGCGCGAUAUCGGAGGAUCAGCCGGGCGGGAAAGAAUUGCGAGACGCCGCCAAAGCCGCCGUAUCCGCGGCGGCGAAAGAAGAGGCCGCCGCCGCCGCUUCUAGCGCUUCAGGCUCUUCUUCCGGCCUGAAGUCGAACGUCGUGACGCAUAAGGUGUGGACAAAGUACUGCGCGUUCGACUCCGAGGCUGCGAUCGCCGUCGCGGCGGCGCGGCACACGCUCACCGCGGAGCAACUCCCGGCUCUCGAUAAGCGUCUCGAAGACCUCGUCCGCGGGAAGACGAACGGCGAGCUGAAACCGCGGAAGAAGCGGCUGCGAUCGCAGGUCCAAGACGCCGUGCAGGUGUUCGCGCAAGUCAUCGAGGACGAGGACGGGAUCUGCGUGUGCGAUUUCAUGAACGCGCUGACGCUGACGCCGAUUCGCUCGACGCCGAAAGAUUACGACGAUUGGUCCGUCGACGCGAAGCUCGAGUGGAAGCGCAAGGCGUACUUCGAGACGAAAAACCUAAACUUCAAGCUCCUGAAGGACGAGCCCGUGGUCAUGCUCGGCACCGCGCUGCAAAUCAUGCGCCCGCUGCGCCCGCGCGUGAUCGUCGUCGUCGACCGCAGGACGAUGGAGAACACGUUGCGUAACUUGCGCGAAGACGCGGCGAACGGCGGGAAAGGGCUGCGACACCUGUACCCCGCGAUGGGCUGGGUCAUCGUCCCGAACGGCACGGACAUCGCGAAGGCCAAGGCGAGCUUCAUGAUCGCGCUCGCGAGGGUGCUGCACCGGCACUCCAUCGGCGUCGUGUGCUCGGGCGGUCAAGGCGUGUUGAACCAGAUGCAUCUCUCGGCGUUGUGGGACGUCCCGAUGAUGGUCCUGCACGGCUCGGGGCGGAUGUCGGACAUCUGGAUGAAGAUGUGGCCGAAGCGGCUCGUGCAAGGGUUCGACGCGGAUAACGUCCAGGACCUGUUGCAGGCGUGCGGUGGGUACCAGAUCGACAUGCAGAGCGCGCAUCAGGUGCGUGAAAUUUUGAAGAAGGGCAGCAUCAUGCUGCACAAAAUCUACGAGAGCUCGAACGCGUUCGAACGUCUGUUCCGCAUCGAGCUCAGCGGCGACCAGCUCAUCGAGACCGCGCUCCGGCGCUUGUCCUCGUACGGCCGCACGAUCAAGGUGUACGCCAAGUAUAAGAAGCCGCUCGCCGCGAUGGCGUUGUACGUCGGACUCGCGGCGACGUUCGCAUCCGUGUUCGUGUCCAACAUCGAGGUGUUCGGUUCAGACUCAAAUCAACAGUACUCCAAGACGACGUUCACGUGGAUCGCGGUCAUCGCGCCCGCGAUCCUCGUGAUCCUGAACAGCAUCGAGAACUUCGUGAACCUCAACUCGAUGCUCGUCAUCGCGGAGCGCGCCAAGGCGAAGGUCGAGUCGAUGCUGCACAUCUACCGCCUGCGCGCGUUGCAGUUCAGCGACAACUUCAUCGACGACGAGCGCGACCGACGCGCGGAGCUGACGCGUCUACAGCGAGCGAUAAAGCGCGGAGGCAAGCUCAAGCCGAAGGACCGCUCGCCGCGCACGAGAGUCCGCGCGGGCGGGAUGGAGACCGACAGCGACGACAGCGACGGCGGCGGCGAGGAAGACGGUCAGGAGAGCGGCGACAUCAUCACGUCGCGUCAGGCGAAGCUCGCGCAGUUCCUCGAGCGGAUCAACAAGGACUUCAGCGAGUCCGGCGCGGUGCUUCUCGAGCUGUCCAAGCUCGCGGCGCGGGGCACCGGCCCGUCGACGCGCCACCAGAACAUGGAGGGCAAGGGUGUUCUGCAGUCGCUGAAGCACCGCCGUCGGGUCCCGUCGAAAUCGCGCGCGCAGAGGCAGACGAGGCCCGUCGUGCCCGAUCCCGACGUCGCCGACGACAGCGACGACGACUUGAACCCGAACAUGAUGUCGCCGCUGUCGAUGCUCGACAGCAUGACCGGGCCGAUGGUGCGGAACCUGCAUCAGGCGCAGGCGGACGCGCUGCGGGCGAGCGGGUUGCGAGACUUCCGAGGCGGCGAAUACGGCGGCGACGUCGUGAGCGUUCCCGGCGCGCGGUUCUCGAGAGACGCGCAGACGGUGUUGGACGUCGAUGGACGGCGCGUCGACGUCCCGGGCGUCGGGAUUCGCACCGAGGGCGGCGGCGGCGUGACCGUCCCGGACACGCGCGCGCGGUUGCCUUCCAGCGGCGAGAUCACCGACGCCGCGAUGGACGCGGGGCCGAUGACCGACGAGGACCGGCGCUCGAUGGAGUUUCUCCUCCGUCGCGCGGGCGUUGACCCCGCCAACAUCCCCGGUCUGCCGCGGUUCGACGGCCGGCAGAUCGGCGCGGAAGGCGGGGAGUACGGCCUCGUUCCGCCGGUGAACUACGACCUGUUGACCCCGCGGUCGUUCGAGACCCCCGGGAUGGAGCUCGCGCUCCCCGGGUACGACCUCGGGUUCGGCGGGACGGAGAGGGAUCGACCGCGGCGCGAGAGCGCUUCGCAACCGCGCGCCGAAGACGCCGAGCUCGGUGCAGAAGCUGCGCGCGCGCGGGAAGGUGGCGGCGGCGAAGGCGGACGAGGCUGGGAGGAUGUUCGGGCUGUUCUUCCCGCCGCCGAAAAAGCGGACGUCCGCGCAGGUCUGUACACUGGUCCCCAUACGACCGCGUCGGCGAUGUGGACGCCGUUUCUUGAGGACUUUUUCACCCGGCGGCGUCUCUCUGCGCCCAGGGUCCCUCGCUUUCAAUCCCGACACACCUCGAAGCCUUUCAACUCCGCUUCUAAUGCCUUUCAACAACUCCACCCCUAUCUCUCGCAGGAAGCCGCGGCGGCGCGAGAGGAGCUCAAAGAGUUCGAAGAAAGCGCGUGGCAAGCGUCCACGCGCGAGUACGUCCGGUUCCGUCUCUCGCUCAAGCUCGCGGAGUUUCGAAGGAUGCACGCGGUCUUAUUCCGCCAGAGCCUCCUCAUGCAGCUCAUCAUGUACCUGCUCAGGUGCGUUCUAUACACUGGUCCCCAUACGACCGCGUUGGCGUGGUGA